AUGUCGAGUGCGCACAAACCAAUGCUAUAUCCCAAGAUCACUCAGCAUGUAGCCCAAGUAGUUAAAGCUCUGAAGAAGCUGGAACGCGAAGGCGAGGCCCUAGACGAGUAUUACACGUCGAAUCCCAUCCCCCUCGUUGGGUACGUCAAACUGCACGGCACCCAUGCAGACAUUGUAGUCUACAACGACAACAGGAUCAUCCUGCAGUCGAGGAACGUAUCCAACAUCACUCCCACGAACGACAACUCGGGUUUCGCCGCCGCGAUGGCGGACAAGACAGAGGCUAUCCUCGACGUAAGAGACCAAUACAUCGAACGAUGGAAGGCUCUCAAUCCAAGCAUGGUCCUGGAGCCCCAGCAUCCCGUCAUCAUCGCAGGCCAGUGGAUAGGCACCGGCAUCCAGAAAGACGUGGCCGUGUCCCGCCUGUCGUGCCGCGGCAAGUGGGCGUUGGGGAAGACUGAGUAA
Didymella exigua CBS 183.55 is the source of this 465-nucleotide messenger RNA. RefSeq lists its product as uncharacterized. The coding region runs from base 1 to 465 and encodes 154 amino acids. The record is from RefSeq and is a predicted model, not a curated record. The transcript has a single exon. NCBI's taxonomy places the organism in Eukaryota, Fungi, Ascomycota, Dothideomycetes, Pleosporales, Didymellaceae.